AGAGAAUGAAAUGGAUAUAUUAACACGAUAAUUAAGCAUUUGUUCGUAACGACUCGUAUAACAUCGAGUGUUAGAUGGCUUUCGUUACAGAGGAUAGCUGUUCAUUAAUUUAGAUUUGUCAUUAGUAUCGUUUUUUGUGAUUAGUCUCAGGAUCUCAAAUGCAUCAUUCUGCGUAGAAUGUCAGACCUUCGAAUUUUAUGAUACCAUGGUUUAUGAGGUCCAAUACUUGAUGUCAACCUCAAGUACUGAUCAUAACAUCAAAGAAAUUUUUCAAUUUGAAAGAAAAGCAUUUUUUCUAAUCCCGGUUAUCUUUCAUUAUGAAUAUUAUGGUUUCCUAUUUAAGUUUUAUUAAAAUAAAGUGGAACAUAAAUGAACACGGAUCGAAAGAGUUUAAUCAAACCGCAUUGCUCAUUAACAUUCUGAACAUUUAACAUACGUGAACAGCGUUCAGUGGAAGCCCCGUUAUGGUAAACUGAAACGUUUAUUGCACUCUCUAAGGUUUGCUUUGUUUUCAUGUAAAUGUACCGAUACUUAUAUCAAGACGAAUUUAUUGAAUUUUAUCUAUCUGGCUAUUAUUUACUUGUGUAAUAUGGACAGUGGUUUGUGCAAUUUAUGGAUUGUGAAAUUGUCAUGAAGAUCUCAUAUGGCAUCACUUAAAAUCUUUAUGCAUCAAACAUUCAUGUUGAAAUGUUUGACAUCACGAUCCGUGGGUUUCGUGUAAAUUCAAAGUUUCGCGGGUUUGUAACCAUCGCGAACAACAAACUGUUCAUGACAGCUUUAUGAAUUUAGUUGGCAUAAAUUGUUUGUAAAUAUUUUGAAUUAUAACUUAUAUUCAAUGAAUCUGUUAUUAUUCAGGUGGGAGAAAUGAUUAAAUUCAAGUGGCAAGAUUAUGCAGCAAUCGCGUGUCUGUAAGUCUGGAUUUCUGUUCUCUUUCGUGUAAUACCUAACAGUAGUAGAUGAUUGUCCAUACAUUUAUAUCGAGUGUUGAUUAUUAUCUCAAAAUUUAAACGUCCAGCCACGGAGAACGAAAGCCAUGAACUCAAGUCAGCUAAUGAGCUAAAUAAUAGAUCUGAUUUCAUAUGGGUAUCUGUUUACGUAUUCGUCAUUUUAGUAGGAUAUGUGGCGUCUUCAAGGUUCAAAGUUCAUCAUAUCGCAUUAUCCUACUGGUGAUGAGACUAUAAUUGUGUAAAAGAAUUACAUAUGAAUAAAGUUUUACUGUGGUCAACGGAAAUCAUUCUGAUGUGCUGUGGCAUCAAACAGUCAUGUUAUAUUUUAAUUAGCUUCAUUAUUCUCGAAGACUUCUUGACGAUAAUCUUCUGCUCCUUGACUAAAAGAUUCAAAAAAGGAGUAACAAUUGCAUUUUUGUGUAUUACAGUGGCCUGUUUUGCAAUUACUUUAUAUACCAUUUAUGUAGGGCGGAUGGUUAGUUCUGAUUGUGCCACUCAUUAUAUUGUCGUUCUUCAGAUUCAGAACCAAUCCAUUAUUUGCACUGAUCCUGAUUGAAAUAACAAUUCUACUAUGGUCUUUGGAUAUCAUUUUGAUGUGUUACUCUAAGUUCGAAUACUCAUGUUAUAUUUUAAUUGGCUUCAUUAUUCUGGAAGACGCGUUACCAAUCAUCUCCUACUUCCUAAAUAGAAAGCUGAAACGAGAAGUAGAGCUUACACUAUUGUUCAAUAUCGCUGGCUUGAAUUAUAGCUGUUGUAAUUAUCUUUUGUCUAAAACCGAAUAAACGUCUUUUGUUGGAAUUGCCUGGCUGCUUCUGGAACACAUCUGUAAUUUUAGUAAGUUAACUGUAAUGUUUUGAAUUUGUGAAAAUGUCUAUCGAAUUGAUUUCAGUGGUAAAUGUAGUGAGAUGCAAAAAUAUUUCAAAUUGUAAACAAUUUGUAAAAGCAAAGUUUGUUUUGACGAAGAUUCAUGAUUCACAAAAAUGUAUAAAUGUGUGAAUAACAUUCCAGAUAGAAUUCAUUGUUCAUUUGAUUCAUAAAUGUAAAUCAUGAAUCGUUGUUCAUUCACGAAAUCGAAACCCUACAGACAAGUAAUUAAAAAUCGAAUCAUUCAUGUUGUCGUGUUUGUGAC
Molecule: messenger RNA, 2076 nt
Organism: Trichobilharzia regenti
Lineage: Eukaryota; Metazoa; Platyhelminthes; Trematoda; Strigeidida; Schistosomatidae
Source: the annotation of a GenBank genome assembly